UCCAAGAUAUGGCUUUGAAAUGCUUGCUCAGCUAAUACCUAGACUUCCUCUUGAUUCAGACUUAAAGACUCGCAAACUGCUAGCAUUCUGUAAUACUCAUGGAUUGCAAGAUACCAAGCGUCAACUCCAUUCAAUUCUUGCUCGCAAGGCACUAUCUGGAAAGCGUAUUGGAGAGGCCAUUUCUCAUUAUAUCGAAGCUGGUCAGGAUCGUACUGCUACUGCAAUAUGCAAUCGGCUUCUAGUCCAGUUUUUUGAUCAACCGGGAAAUUCCAACUCAUUUUGCUCAGUGAUGGAUACUCUCAACCCAGCUCUUUUCCAUCGCAACGAGCGACUUGCAUUUCUAUCCAAAUACCGCGAAUUUCAUCAUCUUUACACUGAAAAAGAGUUUCAUUCGGCAGGAAAGCUUUUAGUUAUGCUUCUUACAAGCAACUCUGCACCCAAAUCUGUUUGGCGUCAUUUACUGUUGGAUGCACUACCAUUGUUGGAGGGUGAAGCUGUGGUGUUUUCCACGCAGGAUACGUUUGAACUCAUGCGAUGUUUGGAGGAGGUGGUUGUGCGGGAUCGACGUGAUCCCCUUCAAACUGUCUCACAAGUGAAUGUGUCUGUACGUGCAGGCGAGAAUUUUAAGAGUGAUGCUACAAAUAAUGUCCUUUGUCUUGCACUUUCUCGUAAUCUUGCUCGGUCCAUGCUAACUAACUAAAGUGGAAAUACAUGAUUCAAGAUUUACUCC
This is a messenger RNA of Batrachochytrium dendrobatidis JAM81, 730 nucleotides long. RefSeq lists its product as uncharacterized. The record is from RefSeq and is a predicted model, not a curated record. The coding region runs from base 20 to 700 and encodes 226 amino acids. The transcript has a single exon. Gene Ontology annotation, cellular component: nuclear pore outer ring. NCBI's taxonomy places the organism in Eukaryota, Fungi, Chytridiomycota, Chytridiomycetes, Rhizophydiales. Gene Ontology annotation, molecular function: structural constituent of nuclear pore. Gene Ontology annotation, biological process: protein import into nucleus; mRNA export from nucleus; positive regulation of DNA-templated transcription.